GAAAAAAUGAAUUAAAAGUGGUUUUAAAGUAGUUUAAAAGUGUUAUAAAUUGAAAUUUUUAGUGAUAGACGCCGUCGUCAAUUUUGGUCGGCGUUGUUCUCUGUUAGAGCUUUUCUUGUAAUUAGUUAAUUGCGAAAAACCAUGUUUGGCGGCUGUUCGAGUUUAGGAAUAUUGACAAAUGAGGAAAAGCAGUCUUAUAUUAUAAAUAAUUCUUAUUUCACCCAAUCAUAUGAAGAACAAUGUCAACUCGAUAUCUUUAUACGCAGCAGUAAGCUUGUUAAAAUUGUAGAGACUGUAGCCGAAGACUUCAUCAAGAAUAACCAGUUAUCAGAACGGCCUGAAAACAACUUCAGUGCUAUUAUUGUUAAACUACCAUUCGCUUACUCAGAUUUUUUAAAACAUUCAUUGAAUUUAUUGCAUUUUCUAAUUGAAGAACCCGUUCAAUUCGCUAACGCUGUUAAAUAUUGUGUAUUUUCUUUAGUGCGAAAAAUUAUUAAAGAUUCGUCAGUUGCUGCUGAGAACAACAAAAUAACAAAUAUUGAUAUUGAUCAGAUUCACAUACUUAUUCGUUUUAUGGGUUUACCCCUUCAACAGGAUUUAUGCUUUGAACCUUAUAUCAAUUUGUAUCGAACUGGUCUCACUGAAGUUAUCGGGUUUCUAUCGGCGUUAUCGGAGCCAGAAAAAGUGGUGAUACAAUCUGUUUGGUAUUGCGCUACUGGUUGCACAAGGAAUAAAAUAAAAUCACUUUCAUUAGAUGUUCCAAAUUGUACAAAUUGUAGACAUCCUAUGAAUGAAUAUUCAAAAUUAAGACAGACACAAAAUUUUCGUUUACUUCGUAUUUUACCUGCUGAAAGUAUAGAAUCACCUCACCAGCUGAAUAAAAUUUUUCGUUCGCUAACUGUUCGUGUUUUGGAUCACGUUUUUGAUUGUAAAUUGGAACUAGGAAAUCGUUACUUAAUUAUUGGUCACUACAAUUACAUUUCUCAAAAGCAAGAAUUUGAAGCAUGGAAUCUAACCAUUAUUUAG
Molecule: messenger RNA, 1026 nt
Organism: Lucilia cuprina (Australian sheep blowfly)
Lineage: Eukaryota; Metazoa; Arthropoda; Insecta; Diptera; Calliphoridae
Exons: 5
Coding region: 142-1026 (294 amino acids)
Source: RefSeq, a predicted model, not a curated record